Messenger RNA from Zeugodacus cucurbitae (melon fly), 2866 nucleotides. Its product is annotated as esterase B1. The transcript has 6 exons. The record is from RefSeq and is a predicted model, not a curated record. Bases 253 to 1917 code for a protein of 554 amino acids. NCBI's taxonomy places the organism in Eukaryota, Metazoa, Arthropoda, Insecta, Diptera, Tephritidae.
GUACUUUAAAACAAAUGAUGUUUUUAUGAACUUCGUAAAAAAUGCAUGGACUUGUGUUCACUAAAUGCGUGUAUGUAAAAAAAUAAUUAAACGGAAUUGUAUAACACGUAUCGUACCAAUGACGUCACAAAAAAAUAAAAAUUAACAAACUUUAUUUUUCACCAUAUUGCGUGUUCGAAAGAGAUUUGUAACAUAUCUGUUACAUGAUGCUCGAAAGGGUUAAGUCCUUGGAAAUAAUAUAGAUUGCCGAUAAUGUUGUGUGUGCUCGGUAAUAAAUUUGCUCAAUAUCGUUUAACGACCAAUGAGACCGCUGUAGUUGACACAGAAUAUGGCAAAGUGAAGGGUGUCAAGCGGAUAACAAUGUACGAUGUGCCAUACUACAGCUUCGAGGGGAUCCCCUACGCUAAGCCACCAGUGGGUGAGUUACGCUUCAAAGCACCUGAACGACCAGAGCCUUGGAAUGGUGUGCUAGACUGUCUAAACGCCAAAGAUAGCGCCGUACAAUUGCAUCUAAUAACAAAUACAGCAGAGGGUUCGGAGGAUUGUCUCUACUUGAAUGUGUAUGCGAAGGAUUUAAAAUCCGAUAAACCACGACCGGUUAUGAUUUGGAUCCAUGGUGGUGGCUUUGUUGUGGGUGAAGCGAAUCGUGAUUGGUAUGGACCGGAGUAUUUCAUGGAAAAAGAUAUUAUAUUGGUUACCAUCCAGUACCGAUUGGGUGUUUUCGGUUUUCUUACACUCACCACACCGGAGUUGGACAUACCUGGCAAUGCUGGCUUGAAGGAUCAAGUGCUGGCACUCAAGUGGGUCAAAAAUAAUAUAGCAAACUUUGGUGGUGAUCCAAAUUGUAUAACCGUAUUCGGUGAAAGUGCUGGUGCUGCCUCGACGCAUUAUCUCAGCAUUAUCGAACAAACCAAGGGUCUAUUCCAUCGCGCAAUUCUAAUGUCGGGUACGGCUAUCGCUUCUUGGGCGAAUAAUGGUCAGGAACGUCAUGCUUACCCACUUGCAAAGUUGGCCGGUUAUAAUGGAGAACAUGAUGAAAAACAUGUCUUGGAAUACUUAAAAAAAUGCAAAGCGACCGAUCUAGUACAGCUGGAGGAGAAAGUGCUAUCUACAGUUGAAUUACAACGCCAUAUAAUGUUUCCUUUUGCACCCUGUAUAGAGCCAUACGACACACCGCAAUGUGUGAUUUCAAAAAGUCCACGUGAACUAAUGAAAACCGCUUGGAGUAAUUCAAUGCCAAUGUUGACUGGUCAUACUUCGGCCGAGGGCUUGGUAAUACAGCCAUUUAUUAAUGCAAAUCCGAGUUGUCUUAAUGAGUUGAAUACAUGUCGAAGCUUUGUACCAUAUGAAGUUGUGGAUGAAGCGGAUAUUGCGGAAAAUGCUGCGAAGCUGAAAAAAAUACAUGCCGACAGUGCUGAGUUGUCAGCUGACGAAUAUAUGGAGAUCAAUGGCUAUUUUCUCUUCCACUUUCCUCUCCAUCGUGUUUUGCUAUCACGUUUGACUAACGCUUCGUCCGCUCCAACAUAUCUAUAUCGCUUUGAUUAUGACUCGGAAAAAUUACCAUACCCCUACCGCAUUUGGCGUUUCGGUCGUGGUGUGAAGGGUGUUUCUCAUGCCGAUGAAUUAGCCUAUCUUUUCUCGCAUGCAAUGGCUAACGCAGCGCCUAAAGAUAGUCCUGAAUAUCGCACCAUACAACGCAUGGUUGGCAUUUGGACUCAAUUCGCCGCAACUGGUAAUCCAAAUGAUAACCAAGUCCAAGGUUUGGAAUCGCUGACAUGGGAACCCGUCCGCUCAGCUGAGCCAGCUUACAAGUGUUUAAAUAUCCGUGAAGAAUUAGAGAUUAUAAAUUGGCCAGAAAUGGAAAAGGUUAAAGUGUGGGCGAGCACUUUUGACAGAAAGAAAGACUUAUUAUUUUGAGAUCUUGUGAUUAAAGGGGGGGGGGGGGGAGGGUAAGGUUUGACAACUUUUUUUUUUUAUUUUUUCCCUGAACCAUCAACAUCUCAAGAAUAUUGUGUUAAAGUUUUAGGUCAUUCGGAGAAAACUAACGAAGUUACAGCAGGUUGAAUAACGGUACCUCCAGCUAUCUGCACUGAGUGUACAAAACUUUGAAUCGAUUUUCCCAAAUAUGUAAUUUUUAAAGUCGGUGACCAGCCUACAGAAAAAACUACUGCAUCGAUCGUUUUGGAAGUUUGAACAAAUAUUCUACAUAUAUAGCUCUCGAAUGACGUCGAGUUUUUCCAAAAAUUUUAAUUACUAACAAUUUUACAAUAACAAAUAGGUCGAUUUUUCGUCUAAAAUUGAAAAAAUACCAAAAAUUGAAAAAUUAAAAAGAACUCGACGUCAAUUGAAAGACAAACUAACAAACUAAAGAAAGCACUUUGAUUUUUUGGUUUCGGAUGAUCCAGUGAUGCUGUAGGCUGGUCACCGCACAACAACUUUUUUUCGAGGUGCCUGCAGAGAUCGACGAUAAAUCCGUUAUUCCUCGCUAUUUUUCGAUAAAACUUUUUUUUAAUUAUCCUUCAAAUGUUGUACUUUCAUAUAAUAAUAAGUAAAAUAAACUUACAGCAAUAAUUUUUUCUAAAAAAAUUCAUGAAAAAAGGUCUUUUUUCGACGAAACAAACCUUACCCCCCCUUAAUGUAAUUCCAGAAAAGUAAUUAAAACAAUUAAGGAUUAUAUAAAAUUUAAAUGUAAAAUUUAUUUAAUAGUAAAAUACUUCAUCUAUAGUAACUUAAUAGGUUUUCUAAUAUUCUGCAAUAAAUUAUAAGGUGUGGAAAAUCAAACCUCACAUUUAUGAUAAUCAUAUGUAAAUCCGCUGUAAAUUAAAAUUCGCAAGUGUGGAAACACAGUGACGAGCAACCAAACCAA